AUGAUGGUGGCUCGAGCGCCUGAGGUGGCGGCGCUCGCCGCCCCUCUGCUGCUGCCGCUGCUUCUGCCGCAGGAGGCCGGUGGCUUCAUGCUGCCCCGGCAGUUUCAUCACGUGCGGCAGGACGUAUCGUUCAGCCCUGCCAACAUGCUCCUCCGCUUCGGGGUUAAGGUCGCGCCGGUGAUUCUCAUGGCCGGCUCGCUCCCGGUUGCUGCUUCUGCUGCUACCGCAGGCGGCAGUAUCAGCUCGUCGGCGCAGCCCACGAGCGCCGACGACGUCGGACUCGGGCCAGGUGAGACCUGUGACCCGGAGGACGCGGACUGCCAAGGCGACGACACAGACGAGAUUACCUUCUCGAUGCUCCACUGGGUCCGCACGCUCUUCGUGUGGUACUCGGUCGCGCGCACGGCGAUCGUCGCCAUCAUGUACAUCGCGGGGGCGGCAACGUCCCUGUUCGUGGCGAUCAGGAGGACGUUGUCGUUGUCCGGCCCGAGCAGCGGCGGCGGCAGCGGCGGCAGUACCUCUUCUUCUUCGUGGGUAGGGCGGCUGCUGGGGUGCCUGAUUCGCGGCGUAGGCGGCGGCGGCACAGGAACGCAGGGCGCGCGUACCGCGGGCCCGCGCACCCUCACGGGCAGCGGCGCUCCUUCGGCGGCGGCGCCGUCGGCGGUGAUCAUCGUCCCGACCGUCUUCACGGCCACCACCACCACCACGACCGGCGGCGGCGGCGACGGGUCUGACACUACUGCUGGAGGAGGGGUCGGCGGAAGCCGCCGAGUCCCACCCGGGCUUUCGCGCAUCAUUUCGAACACCGACCGCAUCGUGACCAACGCGCACGGGAACAUGGACGACGUCCUCGCCGCUAUCGAGAGCCUGUGAAAGAAAAACUUCGCAGGCCCUCCGCAUCAUCCCGUCUUCAUUGCGGCCGGCACUGCUUCGCCCGCCGCCUCGACUGCUGCGAAUUCGCCGCUGCUGGCGACGAUGCCUGCCAUCGCCCCCGCUCCAGGCGGCGAUGAUCCGGCCACCACCACCACGACCGGCGGGGGCGGCGGCGGCGGCGGGUCUGACGCUACUGCUGGAGGAGUGGUCGGCGGAAUUCGCCGCGUCUCACCCAGGCUUUCGCGCAUCAUUUUCGAACACCGACCGCUUCGUGGCCAACGCGCACGAGAACAUGGAAGACGUCCUCGUCGCUGUCGAGAUCCCGUAAAAAAUAAACAUCGCGGGUCCCCCGCGACCCCGAGGCUACCUCGAACGACCGCCGUAGAAGUGUAGCAACUUUUACGACGGUGCUUGUCUUUGGAAAUAACAACGUGUCCCAGUGAUUUUUAGUGCAGUAUUUUUUUUUUUGUACGGUAUGCACUAAAACAAUUACCAUUACUUUUCGGGUUGGUGUUAAUAAGGACGAGUGAGGGCGUUAUGACGAAAAAACAAAACAAAACAAAACACGUGUUGGAUGGGGAUAUGCUUGCUCCUUCUUUCAUGAGUGCUUUCAUCGACGCGUUUUCUUUAUUUUUUAGGUGCGCGACAUCGCCACUUUGGCACACGGUUGUGCACGCGUUUUUGGUGGCCUCUUCGAGUUGUUUCGUCCCUCUCUUGCCGUUUCGACAUUCCAGCCGUUUCGGCUUGCUAUGUAGUACAUAGCAGAUCGAAUACCUGCUGCCUGGGCCAAGCCCCCGCCCAGACGAAGUUUCUUGCGCAGUUUUGGUCUUUUGGCGGGCGGGGUAUUUCACGCGGCAAGUUUCGAUAGGCGAGGACUGUACCCAGCCAAAGCAGGGGGUACAGAUUGAGCGGCAGAAUAGAGGGCACGGCGACAACGGCUGGGGUAGUUUUGAUUCGACAACAAUUAUUAUUACUUUUCGUAGCGGAGUCUUGAUUCGACAACAAUUAUUAUUACUUUUCGUAGCGGCGCCCUCCUGGUCUGCUCGUGUGACGCCCACAUGGCGACCCGUUUUCCUCUUGGCUGGGACACGGGGAGCACUUUGGAGCAACGGGCAGCAGAGGCAACGGGUUGCAAACUCGGCAUGGAAGAUGAUGGCGUUGCGUUGUUGGGAAGGGAGUCAACGCGGAUAAUAUCCAAGGGACUCGGGGGUUCUAUAGGGGCUUGUGCACAUUGGUUAAUGGCAGUCACAUGUUGGGAGGUCUGUCGUAGGCUCCGUGGUUUCUUGUCUGUUUCAACGGAUGAUAUGUAUAUAGUCCAGGAGUUCUGUGUAUGUGAUCAGUCACGUCUUCCAUCAGCCACCCCUUGGAGGUGGAGUUCUGAUGGAGAUGCGGAUCCAUGGCCAGUCCUGGCAAGUCUGUCACAUAACAUUUUUUUGAGCGGGAUGUGACUGGAGUUUCUCGCAGCUGAGGCCCCCCGGCACCAUUCAAUAGAGCCCAACUCGGCACGGAAGAUGGUGGCUUUGCUGUGGGGACAGGGGUCAACCCGGACUAUAUCCGAAGUACAUCUCGGGAACUCUUCUUGGAAGGGUUAUGAGCAAUCUGACUGUCGUGUUGGCACCGCAAGCCGUUGACCCGUUGGCUCGUGAGCACAUAUCAUACAACUCGUCGCGGCAGACGUACGGCAGUGCCAACCCCUCGUAGGCAACCUCCAUUUUCAGCGAGGCUCAAGAGUCUUUGCGGGGUCUAAACAAUUGAGCAAGGGGUUGUCUCUGUGCUGCUGAAUACUUCCAGGUUUUCGUGUGGCGCGGGUGGCUGAGCCCAAAUUCUUGCGCUGUUGUUGUACCUAUUGUUUCGGAGUUCUCAGCCAUGAUUCCUUAGAGCAGGCCAGCCUUGUAAGCUGAAAAAGAUGGACAGGAGGGGAUGAGAGAGAACGCUCGCGAUUUUGGUCGGGAUCGAGGAUUGAUUGAGAACGGGCCUCGCUUUGCCUGGGCGAGCAUCCACUGAAUGAAUGCAACCAUCCGAACUUUCCGCCAUACGCCUUCAACAGCAUGUUUGCCACACAAGGUGCACAGUCGACAAACAAGAAACCUCCUACAAUGUGCGGCGAAUUCACGCCGUACAGCAGUUAGCAUUCGCUCAAAGAAUCUCUAGUUUUGGCCAAGGCUUUAGUCUAAGGUUCUUCCAUAGUUCCCAGGACCAGCGGGGCCUCGUCCCCACCAGGCCGACGCUUGUCGGGCGAGAGAGUGCCUCAACCGACUACACUGAAAAGGGAAACCACCGUCUGUGCCCUGUACGGUAGACUGGUAUAGACUGCUGUAUUCCGCGCUAUACGGCAGUGGUCUUAAGACCUACCUGUGAAAAUGUUUGAGGUGUUCGGCUGGAUCGCUCGUCCUCUGGAAAA
Messenger RNA from Ectocarpus siliculosus, 3274 nucleotides. The record is from the annotation of a GenBank genome assembly. NCBI's taxonomy places the organism in Eukaryota, Phaeophyceae, Ectocarpales, Ectocarpaceae.